ACUGAUUGUGAUGUUCGAACGGAUACUAUUGAGUCCAUUACGUCUCAAUCCCCGGCUACACGCAAUACCUUCCAGCGCCCCCAACCGCCGUUCAUGGAGUUUCUCGAGGGAGCAUGUAUGCCCGCGUUACUAGAUAGCUUAUCGUCGCCGCGAGAUGAGAAGGAUCAUAGCUCUCAUCAGUUCUUGAUCUACGAAGACCCAGGGGACCUGGAUAUCGACGGCGUGGGCUUUUUCGAAACAGGCUGGUAUCUCUCACCGGAAGACGAUAAGGAAAAUAUAGAAGAAAGAGAUCAGCAGCAACAUCAGCAUUCACGCGAGCGCGAGCACGAGCACGAACACGAACAGGCCAACGAACGCAACCAAGAUCCCAACUACGACUUCUCAUUCGAUGACCGAGAUUCCUAUCACCACGCUCCAACCACUGAACAGCACAGUGAUCAUAACACCACGACAACCCACAAUCAAACCCCGAUAGGGCCCACAGGGUACGAAAGACGACAUUCCCAGAGAAGCCCCAUCACACCCUCAGCCCAUCCAAGAGAAGUCGAAUUCAGUGACCGCGGCAGCAGAGACGGCGCCCAAUACUUCUCAUUCCUCCUGAGCGAAACUCCUCAACCUAUAACGACUAGAAUAGAUACCUUGGGACCCGAAUAUACACUGCCCUCUCCUACUUCACUCAGCGCUACAGAGGUCUCAUUGCGUGCUCUUCUUCCCAGUCAGACAGCGGAAGGCGAUAGUCCGACACAGCCAGAGAGCAAUACGCGGUCUCUCCCUCGCCGUCAUCGUAGGGUAAAUCGGUUUUGUUGUUAGGCGCAUAUUGUAUGUGUAUUUCCUCAGCUAAAUGCUAGAAGGACUAGUGAUUAAAUUCAAAGUUUUGUCGCUUCAAUAUGGGGCUCGUGGGUAGUUGGGUAGAUGGCCUUCCUAACCAAGUCAAGAGGACCAGAUCUUGGCGUUG
Molecule: messenger RNA, 955 nt
Organism: Aspergillus versicolor CBS 583.65
Lineage: Eukaryota; Fungi; Ascomycota; Eurotiomycetes; Eurotiales; Aspergillaceae
Exons: 1
Coding region: 94-810 (238 amino acids)
Source: RefSeq, a predicted model, not a curated record